This is a messenger RNA of Striga asiatica, 630 nucleotides long. Lineage: Eukaryota; Viridiplantae; Streptophyta; Magnoliopsida; Lamiales; Orobanchaceae. The record is from the annotation of a GenBank genome assembly.
AUGGGCCACGUGCCUCACAUUAGAAGGCGACCCAAUUUCCAUUCUCCGACCGUCGGCCCCAAUUGCGGCGGCCCUUUUGCACCCCACAAAGGAUCUCCUGAAAAUGGCCACCAAAAGCUCCAAGACAGAAAUUUGAUCCACUUCGAACAACUUUCCUAUAUUCGGGCUCGAAAAUUUUCUGAAGCAAUAAAAAUCGGAGGCAGCGCUAACGAAAGGCUCGCUGUCUGCAGCUGCAGCAGUCUGCCGUGGAAUGUUUUCGAUGAUGAUGGAUUUGGUGAAAGAUCUAUUCUUUGUGAUCUCAAGCAUGAAAAAUCCACAUACACCCGAAUAAGGAGGCCUCCUAGGAACUUUUCGGGCUCGAACUCAACCGGCAGCCCGAGAAAGCCAGUAAACCUGUCGAAGGUAACAUGGGCCACAUGCCUCACAUUAGAAGGCGACCCGAUCUCCAUUCUGCGACCGUCAGCCCCAAAUUGCGGCGGCCCUUUUGCACCCCACGGAGGAUCUGGCAAAAGCUCCAAGAUUGUGAGAAUGGAAUUGGGAAGGAUGUUGACUGUGGGAGACGGAAGGUGUCACGUCAAGAAGACACCAAAAGACACAGCUUCUAAUUGGGCCAUUGGGCUAGUUAUCUAA